Molecule: messenger RNA, 1190 nt
Organism: Micromonas commoda
Lineage: Eukaryota; Viridiplantae; Chlorophyta; Mamiellophyceae; Mamiellales; Mamiellaceae
Exons: 3
Coding region: 29-1114 (361 amino acids)
Cellular component (GO): centrosome
Source: RefSeq, a predicted model, not a curated record
CUCCCCGCACGCGGACGCGAUUGCCGACAUGGAAGACGAGCGCUACUGCUUCAUCGUGGAGUGGCUCGACCCCCACUCGGGCCUGACCAUGAGGUACCAGAUGCUCUACGGACCCGCCGACUGCAGCGUCGAGAUGUACGACAUCAAGAACCGCCGCCCGUUCCUCAAGAAGACCCGAAUCCCCACCGUCACCAUGGACACCCUCCACAUGGGCGCCGUCGUCACCGUGUACAGCCGACAGCUCAAGAUCGUCGAGUACGGCGACGCGCACACCGAAAACGCCUUCUCCCUCGCCAGGCAAUCCACGCUCUGCGUCGUCAAGCCCGGCGCGGCGCACCUCGCGGGCAAGGUGAUCAACGCCGCGCAGAGAAGCGGCUUCGCCGUGGCGCGCGUCAAGAUGGCGUCGCUCUCCAGGGAGGACGCCGCGGAUCUGAUCGGAUCGUCAUCAUCAAUUUCGGAUGCGAGCGGCUUGGCCGCCGAACUCGCGACGGGGCCCUCCGUCGGCGUCGCCCUCGUCGGCGACAACGCGGUGGACUCGUUCAAGCGUCUCGUGCAGACGGAGAUCGUGCCGGCGUUGGGCGACUGCGUGUGGUGCGCCGACUCCGCCGACUCCGUAGAUGCCCAGACUUCGGCGUACUUCGCGAAACCGGCUUCGUGUCGCCUGCGUGACACCGCGCUGGCCAUCGUGAAGCCGAGCGCGAUGGCCAACCUCGGGCUCGUGAUGGACGCCGUGUGUGUUGACGCGGGUUUCGUCAUGACGGGCGCGGCUUCGUUCACGCUGGACCGCGUGGACGCGGUGGAGUUCCUCGAGGUGUACAAGGGGGUCGUCCCGGAGUUUGCGGCGAUGGUGGAUGAGCUGACGUCGGGCGCGUUUGUCGCGAUGGAGGUGGCGCGAUCGGAGAAGGACGGGGGGUCCGUCAGCGAGAACGGGGUCGUCGAGGCGUUGAGGGAGGCGUGCGGUCCGGCGGAUCCGGAGAUUGCGCGGGUUCUGAGGCCCCAAUCCGUGCGAGCCAAGUUUGGCUUCGACAAGGUGAGGAACGCGGUGCACUGCACCGACCUGCCGGAAGACGGCGAGCUGGAGACGCACUACUUCUUCAAGAUCCUACAGGCGUGAUGCGGUCACCGCGAGAGGGUCUUGUUCUUAGCUAUGACAUUCGCCGUCGUGUAUGAUAAGGUUUACAUCGUCCAUC